This is a messenger RNA of Coturnix japonica (Japanese quail), 924 nucleotides long. The record is from RefSeq and is a predicted model, not a curated record. Lineage: Eukaryota; Metazoa; Chordata; Aves; Galliformes; Phasianidae.
AGCCAGUCUGUGACCACCAGUGGAGAAGCUGCCUGCAUGGAGCUGCAGACACAGACAGCUGUUGUGGAACUCCUCAUAAGCCACGCAGAUGUUCUCUUCGGCUCCAAAUCCACACCAGCCAAGGGAGAGGGAGCAGGGCACAGUUCUCUGUCGGGGUCCAAGUCUGCGUGGGAGUCUCCUACUGUCACACAACUGCUCACCCUGCAGGAGGCACAGGCUCGGAGAAGAGGCCAGAGCAGCUCUCCUGCUGUGGCACAGAACUGCGAUGACAUUGAGGUGGAGGAAGGCCCCGCAGCGGUACUGGGAAGGUUCCACACAGUCAUCAAUUUUUCAUCUGAAAGGUAAAGAGGAAUUCCCUUUUCUGCCCCUAUCAUCAUUGGUCGGGUGGGUUUUAUCGGUUUAAUUUUUCUCCAUUAUAUCUCCGAGGACUCAACAAACAUACAGUUGCCCGAGGGGGUCAACGGAGCCACACAAGGGUUCCUUUCCUUCCUGGUUGGGCAGGCAGUCACGAGAUGCAGACAGCCACUCUGACGUCUUUCCUGGCCUGUGCUGGCUGUAUCAGAAAGCACUGGGGAUUUCCAGAUUUCCAGGCCGCGUGCCUGAAAUCAAUUGCAUUUCUCCUGUAAGCAGACCUGUUGGUCGGAGUUGCUGGCAUUAGAAAUUAAAGAUGGCAGUGAGCUGAGGCCGAGGAGUUAUUAGCGUUAAGAGUCAGAGAUGCUUUUGAACUUCCCUUAUGGCUGCACGGUUCCUCAGAAAGAUAUUAUGCCUGCCAGCUCCUGUCCUGUCCGGCUGUGGAGCCUUUGCUCACAUGCUCCGCAUCUUGCUUGACAUGGUUGAGAGGAAUGUAGCCAGCAGGACUUCAGGGCUGAGCUGUGGGAAUGGAAGCGUCCUCUGCUGUUUGAAACAGAGCACGUUUCUAAGCUG